Molecule: messenger RNA, 1498 nt
Organism: Chenopodium quinoa (quinoa)
Lineage: Eukaryota; Viridiplantae; Streptophyta; Magnoliopsida; Caryophyllales; Amaranthaceae
Product: ribosomal RNA small subunit methyltransferase, chloroplastic-like
Exons: 10
Coding region: 187-1203 (338 amino acids)
Biological process (GO): rRNA methylation
Cellular component (GO): mitochondrial matrix
Molecular function (GO): rRNA (adenine-N6,N6-)-dimethyltransferase activity
Source: RefSeq, a predicted model, not a curated record
UACUUGGACUCAGAUUGGAUCGGACUUUGACAGGGUUCAGGUUCGAUCCAUCUCCUAUUCAGAUUCGGAUCAUAUUUUUUUUUUCUUUGGGUCGGACUCGAAUCGAACUCGGAUUGAAUCGCCAUACCCAGUCUAAAAGUUUGCAGCUAUCUUUCUAACCGUUAGUUCUUCACUAAACAAAGAACAAUGUUGUCGUCAGUACAAUCCUUCCCGCCAAAUCCAAUAUCAGCUCCCUCAACCUCCAAAAUCCACCAUAAUUCUUGGUAUUCAACUACCUUAACUAGAUUACCUAACCGAAGAAAAUCCUUAUUCAUAGUGUGUGCUGCAAACCCAGAUGAUUACAAUGCUACCCUCAAAGCUCUCAAUUCCAGAAAACGUUUUCCCAGAAAAUCUCUUGGUCAGCAUUAUAUGUUGAAUUCUACCAUCAAUGAUCAGCUUGCUGCUGUUGCUAAUGUAAAAGAUGGGGAUUUGGUGCUUGAGAUCGGUCCCGGUACCGGGUCCUUGACCAAUGUUCUUAUUAGUGCCGGUGCUACUGUCCUGGCCAUUGAAAAGGAUCCACACAUGGCUUCCCUAGUCCAGGAACGAUUUGCAGAUACAGGCCGCCUAAUGGUUAUUCAAGAAGACUUCACAAAAUGUCAUAUCCGUUCCCACAUGUUAUCGUUGUUGGAAAGUAAAAAUCUAGCUGUUACAGGGACAAGGCAUGCCAAAGUUGUGGCAAACAUACCUUUCAACAUCAGUAAAGAUGUGGUGAAGCAGCUUCUUCCUAUGGGUGACAUAUUUUCAGAAGUUGUUCUAUUACUUCAGGAUGAGACAGCAAUACGGUUGGUGGAACCAUCUUCAAGAUCAUCAGAAUAUAGGCCUAUAAACAUAUUUGUGAAAUUCUAUUCAGAUCCAGAGUACAAAUUUCAAGUUCCAAGGGCAAACUUUUUCCCUCAACCCAAGGUCGACGGUGCUGUUGUUUCCUUCAAACUCAAGCAACCUUCAGACUAUCCCGCUGUUCCAUCAGUCAAAAGCUUCUUCUCAUUGAUAAAUUCUGCAUUCAACGGAAAACGCAAGAUGUUGAGGAAUACACUUCAACAUAUAUGCACACCAUCAGAGAUUGAAGAAACUUUAAGAACUGUGGGUCUUCCAGCUACAUCAAGACCCGAGGAGCUAACGUUGGAUGAUUUUGUAAAACUGCACAACUCCCUCGUGAAUACCUGACAAGUUCAUGCUAGUACAAUUAUAACAAGCAGUCAAGCAUAGCGCGGUAGUUAUUGAAAUCUUCUGAGAAUAGUCAACGUCUGUUGUACAAAGUAGUGAUCAGAGUUGUAUUCUUCAUAGGAAAAACCAAAAACGUUGUGCUGCUACAGGUUGAACACUUGAAAUAGAGGGUAUAAUCUGGUGGUGUAAUAAUCUGCAAUUCCUGAUUAAGUUCAAAUAUAGGAGCUCAGGCAUAAAGUGUUGUAUAAUUUGGUGUAUGCCCAAUCAAUUGUAUAUUUAUUUGUUGAUUCCUACA